CCGCCGAUCUGUCCUCGUUCUCGCCUGCACGUCUGGCUGCGCUUGGAGGAAGACCCCGGGCGCGAGCGAGCGGCCGCGGCAGGAACCGGUGCUGACCUCCGCGCGGCGGGCCGAGCCCAGGGCUUUGUGGCGGUCGCUACCUGCGCCCAGCCCGCGCCGCAACUCUGCGCCCAGCUUUUGGCAUCUUUUGUUGGCAGCGCUGACCUCUCCAAGUUAAAUGCUCCCUCGCUAUUUUUCUUUUUUUUGUUUGUUUGUUUAAUUUUUGGAGAGCUUGGAAUCUUGGAAAAGCCUCAGACGCCAUCUACAGUUAAAACGUCUACCCCCAUCACAAUAGCGAGGUAUGGGAGAUCGCGGAACAAAACCCAGGAUUUCGAAGAGUUGUCGUCUAUAAGGUCCGCGGAGCCCAGCCAGAGUUUCAGCCCGAACCUCGGCUCUCCGAGCCCGCCUGAGACUCCGAACUUGUCGCAUUGCGUUUCUUGCAUCGGGAAAUACUUAUUGUUGGAACCUCUGGAGGGAGACCACGUUUUUCGUGCCGUGCAUCUGCACAGCGGAGAGGAGCUGGUGUGCAAGGUGUUCGAUAUCAGCUGCUACCAGGAAUCCCUGGCACCAUGCUUCUGCCUGUCUGCUCACAGUAACAUCAACCAAAUCACUGAAAUUCUCCUGGGUGAGACCAAAGCCUAUGUGUUCUUUGAGCGAAGCUAUGGGGACAUGCAUUCCUUCGUCCGCACCUGCAAGAAGCUGAGAGAGGAGGAGGCAGCCAGACUGUUCUACCAGAUUGCCUCGGCAGUUGCCCACUGCCACGAUGGGGGGCUGGUGCUGCGUGACCUCAAGCUGCGGAAAUUCAUCUUUAAGGACGAAGAAAGGACUCGGGUCAAGCUGGAAAGCCUGGAAGAUGCCUACAUUCUACGGGGGGAUGACGAUUCCCUCUCUGACAAGCAUGGCUGCCCUGCUUACGUAAGCCCAGAGAUCUUGAACACCAGUGGCAGCUACUCGGGCAAAGCAGCCGACGUGUGGAGCCUGGGGGUGAUGCUGUACACCAUGUUGGUGGGGCGGUACCCUUUCCAUGACAUUGAACCCAGCUCCCUCUUCAGCAAGAUUCGGCGGGGCCAGUUCAACAUUCCAGAGACUCUGUCGCCCAAGGCCAAGUGCCUCAUCCGAAGCAUUCUGCGGCGGGAGCCCUCAGAGCGGCUGACCUCGCAGGAAAUUCUGGACCAUCCUUGGUUUUCUACAGAUUUUAGCGUCUUGAAUUCAGGAUAUGGUGCUAAGGAAGUGUCUGACCAGCUGGUGCCAGACGUCAACAUGGAAGAGAACUUGGACCCUUUCUUUAACUGAGCUCAUGCCCCCCGAGACUUAGCAGGUACCAGGAGUGAGCGAGGGCAGUGGAAAGGAGUUCUUCCAGGGGACACAAAUCACCUGGCUGGGUAGCAAGAAAGACACUCACACUUUUUUCAGUUUCUUGGUUCAGAGAAGGAAAAUCUUCAAGGAGCUGACCGACCAUGUAGCAUGGGGGCAAGAGGUGUGCGAUGGGGGUUGGGGUCAGAUGGAUGGGAGCCCCCCCCGGAGCUUGUCUUCCCUACUGUCGCCUGGGAGGCCACCCCUUGCCACUUAGGCCACUUCCGCCUAUCCCACUUUUCAUUUUGUUCCAAAAUAGUUGCAGAUCCUGACAAAAUCAAAACUCUCUGCCUCAGACACACAUCCUGGCAUCGCACUGUUAGCAUUUAACUUCUUGUUAGGAUUCAGGGAAGGAACAGUUGGCCAAGAAUUUUUUUUUCCUUUAAACAAGCCAACCACCUAGCUGGUAAUUAAUGAGGUUCACUUACAAAAAAAAAAAAAAAUUCGGUGCACACAGACUGACAUGAAACCUGGGUGCUACACUAAAAGAAAACAAAAGUCUAGUUUGUGUCUCUUAAUCGCUCUCUUAACUCAUUUCUUCUAAAUAAACUAUUUAAUAUCCUGGUCAGGAAAUGACAUGUUAAUGCUUUGCUCCCUGAAGGGGAAAAAAUCUGUCCUUUAACAAGCUAUUCUGUUUUGUGUCAGUUGGUUCAUGGCAGGAAGCUAUUAGGAGUCGAACGUCCAGAUGCAUUACUGCUAUCUUAGUCUAAAGGGGGGAAAGAAAAGGGAAGAAGAAAGAGAAAGAGCAAUCCGACUCCUUUUUCAUGUUUUGCUUUUGAACGGUGAGGGUUUGUGUGACAGGCAUUCCUCUUUGCUGAGAUGACAGCAAUGGCCUGAGAUUUUAGCAAGCUCCUGGAGUCUGACGCUUUCGCAGCAUUCUGAUCACAAUUAAACAUUUGUCUUUGUUUUAUUAGAAACUAGUGAAACAAAGCAGGUUGUCCUACAUGUAUAAAAUACAGGGCAGCUAUUUAGUUUUCUUUACGAAGAAUGAUCCUUUUGGCUUGUAAGGCCCUGGAUAAUUAGCUGAAAGCUAUGAUGAUAUAAAUAAAAACAGCUCUCUAUCCCAAUACGCACCUUUGUAUUUUCAAGAACGCUUCUAUUUAUUAAGGAAAAUGUCACAUUGUGAUGUAUUAAGCCAGUACUUCAAUUACGGGUUGACUUGGGAUGACAUAUUACAUGCUGUAGUUAACAUUUAUAAUUUUUUUUCCUUGUUUGAGUAUUUCUGUCUCUGGAAUAACCUUUUACUUGGCUUUUCUAGAUAGCUUUAUUUGAUUUUGAGUGGCAAAAUGUUUUUUAUUACGGCUUUUCUAUUGCUGUAUGAUACAGAACUCUUUUGGCAUAAAUAUUUGUGUUCCCAGUACCUCACUUGUUUGGAUUUGACUGCCUGUAUAUGUUUUGUGAAAUGGUCCUGUUUUUGGGUAGGUGACACGUGGACUCUAGUAUGUAAAUGUUACUUGAAUCUGUGCUUCAUUAUAGUGUGUGGCAUGUAUGUGCAGACUCUUGGAUGCUUUAUGCCUGCGCAGCGGGAGCCUGUCCUCACGUUCUCAGGAGGGCAGUUUCACCCUUCGUAACCAGAAGACAAGGCGGCCAUGGAUUUGCCCUUGAUUCUAUUUUGCUAAUGGAAGAUAUAAAGGAGAGAAGUUUUUUUUGUUGUUGUUUUAAUUUUUUUUUUUUUUUUUUUUUUACAUUCUGAAGAUGGUGCUGUGACAAGAAGGACCUUUAUUUCUUCCCUCUCCCCUAUUUUUUAAGUACCUUGUAGGAGGAGAGAUUGGUGACAUGCAUGGUGGGGAUCUAUGGCCUCUGGUGCUUUGUCCUGUAUUUGGUUUAAUGUUUUCGUCCUAAUCUCUUCAAUCAAUAAAAUUGUGCGUAUUUAACUAAAA
This is a messenger RNA of Callithrix jacchus (white-tufted-ear marmoset), 3272 nucleotides long. It is a transcript of the gene TRIB2, whose product is annotated as tribbles pseudokinase 2. Gene Ontology annotation, cellular component: nucleus. Lineage: Eukaryota; Metazoa; Chordata; Mammalia; Primates; Cebidae. Gene Ontology annotation, molecular function: ATP binding; protein kinase activity; mitogen-activated protein kinase kinase binding. The record is from RefSeq and is a predicted model, not a curated record. Gene Ontology annotation, biological process: regulation of MAP kinase activity; positive regulation of proteasomal ubiquitin-dependent protein catabolic process; protein phosphorylation.